Symbiodinium sp. CCMP2456 is the source of this 465-nucleotide messenger RNA. The record is from the annotation of a GenBank genome assembly. NCBI's taxonomy places the organism in Eukaryota, Dinophyceae, Suessiales, Symbiodiniaceae.
AUGACGCAGCGCUCGUCGAGAAUGGCCAUCGCCGGAGCCGCCGCUGGCGGAGUGGCACUGCUCAAUGCCGCCUUGGCUUUUGUGGCAGCGCCGGCCGCGUCACAGCCAGCCCUGAGGGGCACCCCCGCCGCGCAGGCCCAAUCCGCUAAUGCGGGCUCUUCGCUGUCCACCUUGGCCGCCGGUGGUGCCGUUGCCGCAGCAGUGGCUGCCGGUGCUCGGCCAGGACGCCAGACGCGCAGCACCAUCCUCCCGACAACAGUAGUGCCGGCGCAGGAGGGCCGGGUGACACUCAAGGCGUUGGACCAGUCCAGCCGAUACGCAGACCUCUCGCUGGAUGAGGCCACGCUUAUCAAGAACGGCAAGCACGUGCUGGUCGCGUACAUCAUGAAGCCGAAGGCAGGUUACGACUACCUGGCCACUGCCGCCCACUUCGCCGCCGAGUCCUCCACGGGCACCAACGUGAAC